GCUGAGUUAGAAAGUGAAGAGGAUCAUAGUAGAUGUAAAGUUGAAGAAAUAGUUAAAGAAAAAAGGGAAAAGUCCAAAGAGAUACCCUUAGAAGUUAAAUCAAGUUCUAAACCUAAUGAUAAGGAACCUAUAUCAAAGAGCAGAUGGAAUGAAUCUUCUAGGACAAUGGAUGAAGAUACUAGUUUAGAGACUUCUCGCAAAAGCAGCAG
Messenger RNA from Ambispora leptoticha, 209 nucleotides. The record is from the annotation of a GenBank genome assembly. NCBI's taxonomy places the organism in Eukaryota, Fungi, Glomeromycota, Glomeromycetes, Archaeosporales, Ambisporaceae.